GCGUCGUCGACUUCCUUGUCAGCCAGCACCCAGUGGCGCGAGUCCUGCGUGAUCAUGUGGUCUUCAAGAUCGUGCCCAUGCUCAACCCUGAUGGUGUCUACCUGGGAAACUACCGGUGCUCCUUGAUGGGGUUCGAUCUGAACCGGCACUGGCAGGAGCCCUCCCCAUGGGCACACCCCACCCUGCAUGCAGUGAAGCAGCUUAUUGUCCGCAUGAACCAGGAGCCUAAGGUGGGCCUGGAAUUCUACAUCGACGUACACGCCCACUCCACCAUGAUGAACGGCUUCAUGUACGGCAACGUGUUCGAGGACGAGGAGCGUGUCCAGCGGCAGGCCGUCUUCCCACGCCUGCUCUGCCAAAACGCACCCGACUUCUCCCUGUCCAGCACGUCCUUCAACCGUGACGUGGUCAAGGCCGGCACGGGCCGCCGCUUCCUGGGGGGACUUCUGGACGACAUGUCCUACUGCUACACGCUGGAGGUCUCCUUCUACAGCUACUUGGCUGCAGGCAGUGCGGGGCCCGUCCCCUACACAGAGGACUCCUACAUGAAGCUGGGCAGAAACGUGGCCCGGACAUUUCUGGAUUUCUACAAGCUUAACCAUUUAAUCGAUGGGACAAAAGCAGUGGGUCACAUGAGCAGUGGCUCAGAUGGCCUAUCCGGCAGUCGCCAAGGGAACGGCUAUGGCAACGGUAGGAGCCAGGAGGAAGAGAAGCCUGACAGGAAGGUCCAUAGUGUGAGAGACACCUAAGCUUCAGUCAGCAUGUGUCCUGGCCCACACUGGCAUCCCUUGCCGCCGACAGCGAGUCUGGAGCAGUGGCCUGUGUGCUAUUACCUUCCGGUCUGGUAUCCUGUGCCAUUUCCCUCCUGGGCUGACAAACCCACACACAUCGCUUGGGGGCCCUUCUCGCCUCCAUGCUGCCGGUCUGCAUGACCAGACUGGCCUGAGAGAAGGGUUUAAAAACAUCCUUUAUGGUCCCAAACACUUUCUACUUCUGUGUUUUUACUAUGUGUUUUGCCACAAUAGUUUUUUUUUUUGCACACAAGAUUUCUGUUAAGCUUUUGUUAAACUAGUUAAAGCGUGAGUUCUGUUUUUCCUUGUGGUGGGUUAUUUAUUAAAUUAUCAGCCUGCAAUAUAUAAGUAUAAUGAGUUUUAGGAAAACUCAAUGGUCCUGAGAACCAUCCAGUUCCUUUCAGAAGACACUUUCAGUGAACCUGAAAUUAAACGUGAUGUUUGUAAACAUUUGAAAACCACAUGUAUGUUUCUCACCAAAGUUUUGCUUUCCUUUUUUUUUAAAGAUGUUUUUUGAUGAGUUAUAGUAGGAUGCUAUUUCUUUACCCAUAAUUCAUCAUGGGGCAGGACAAAUCUGCAGGAUUAAGUCUGAUGUUUCCAUGUGCCUCUCCGUCCACCGGGACACGGCACAGUCACAUCAGACAGGAAGUGCUGUCACAAGGGGCCGGGUGGCCGAGAGGCCCAAUAAGACCAUCCCGUGUGUAGAGUAUCGUGGAUUCUUCAGGGUAGUCACGUGGCACAAAUAAGGGAUUUGGGAGGAGCCACAAACAAGUCAUGAAAGGACGGAGGACGAUGAUAGAAUGUGACUGCGAGUCCCCGUGGAUGCUGGUGACAGGCACGUGUGAGAGCAGCUAACCCGGCAGGGGCGUGUCACACUUUAAUCACUGUUAUAAAGUCAGACGUUCCCUUCAUGGCGCCCUGUUUUCCGACGAGAUGUCAGGCUGGGAAAUGAAGCGUCUGGCAGCUUUCGGAGACAUCCCGGAAAUCAGUCAGUCUUCCUCCCCUCCGUCCGGCCGUAUCGAACGUGCUGCUUUGUGCUUAAUGAUGCCCAACAAGAGAUGGGCUUUUUUUCUGAGCCAUUCCGUUAACGCUGAUAUAAAUCAUCCCCCCCCCCCCCCUCCCCCCGGUCCAUGAGCCAUCUUUUCAGCAUGCCGUGCUUGCUGUAUGCCAGCAUGCUAAUUACAGGGUAAACACGCUGGUUCCUGGCUCCUCAAAGUGAAAAUGUGACUCUGUUAUUCACAGUAUAAUGAGCAGGAGCACUGUUUGCAUUUAUUAAAUACCCAAACUCACCAAGGAAACUGGUUGCGCUAGGAGUCUUCACAAAUGGAAGUACACACAAGCAUUAUCGGAAAGUUAAUUGUGCUUCAGGAGGUAAGCACGCUUUGUGCAGAUUAAUUCAUGAUGCAGUUAAUGUUAUAUAGCGAUAGCAUAAGGUAAUGGUGUGAACUGAAGGCUUCCUGUCAGAACACAGCAGAGGACAGGAAAAGAGAGAUUGAUUUUAUACAGAAUAAUAUUACAGUAAUGUGCCAUUAGAUGAUUAUUUUUUUAGGCUGAUCUAUGCUCCUAGCCAGUCUAGUUUUUUC
Messenger RNA from Brienomyrus brachyistius, 2374 nucleotides. RefSeq names its product cytosolic carboxypeptidase 6-like. The annotation marks the transcript as partial. The record is from RefSeq and is a predicted model, not a curated record. Gene Ontology annotation, biological process: proteolysis. Gene Ontology annotation, molecular function: metallocarboxypeptidase activity; zinc ion binding. Lineage: Eukaryota; Metazoa; Chordata; Actinopteri; Osteoglossiformes; Mormyridae. The transcript is spliced from 6 exons.